Colossoma macropomum (tambaqui) is the source of this 3098-nucleotide messenger RNA. It is a transcript of the gene atf5b, whose product is annotated as activating transcription factor 5b. Gene Ontology annotation, biological process: regulation of transcription by RNA polymerase II. The record is from RefSeq and is a predicted model, not a curated record. NCBI's taxonomy places the organism in Eukaryota, Metazoa, Chordata, Actinopteri, Characiformes, Serrasalmidae. The transcript is spliced from 4 exons. Gene Ontology annotation, cellular component: nucleus. The coding region runs from base 559 to 1878 and encodes 439 amino acids. Gene Ontology annotation, molecular function: RNA polymerase II transcription regulatory region sequence-specific DNA binding; DNA-binding transcription activator activity, RNA polymerase II-specific.
CGCGCUGUAAUGUUUAUGGCCGCGAUAAGAGCAGCAGCCCGGUGGAAGUUUAUAACGGCUCAUUAAAGAGUACGUUACACAGGGAGGACGCCGCGGAGUGAUACGAGUGUGUGUGACGAGGCUGCUGUUUGAAGAGGCGUUUUGCUCCCCGGUCCCCAAAAAACUUUUCUAAACGUUUUUAUUGCGGAUCCGAUCACAUUGCGACAUCAAAUGGUUGUGACCGAAGCCGGAGGAAGAGAUGCUCCACUAAUCUGAAACUAUUCAUUUCGCUGUCGGAGUUUUCUGCGUCGACAACGCACUUCAGUCAGUCCUUCAAAAUGGAGUUUCACCUUUUCUCAUCAUUGUGCUGUGUGACGCAUUUCUCAUAUUCUGACGCAUUGUUCGCAAUUCAGCAUUUCAACCAAAACAGUGAACAUCCAGGCGGCAUAGAUCCUUCUCAGGAAAAUUCUCCUCAUUUGCACAGUCGACCUCAGAAUUUUCUCUUUCCUACUGGCUAACGACGGCCAAUCCUAGAAAAGAGGGGAGGAGUUAACACGGACAUAGGACAUAAUUGAUUGGAUGACAGAAAAUUUUGACAUCUACCCACACACGACCUCAACUGAAUCGUCUCCUGGUUCAUCUAUCCCGCCUUCACCCUUGGAGCACGAUGUCCAGGUGCCCUCCGACUUGGAGGUAAUGACCUCUCUCCUAAAAGAGGAACUUGCUCAACUUGAGGAUUAUUACCUAUUCGAAUCGACACCAAUGAAAGUGGAGAAAUGGCAAAAAUGUGACAAAGGCUUACAAGCUAUGGCUGCUCAGUCGUACUACCAGUUCCCCUGUACUUCGUACAACGUAAACCAAUCCGAAACGAACCCCAGGCUUGUUACCCUAGCAACAGGGGAGCUCGACCUGAGAGGCUUCUGUGGGGGCUCGAUUGGCAGACCAAAAACGUCUAGACCUGCCCCUUACAGCUAUGUUCGGACCCACUCCAGUAGCCAAAGGAUCGCAUCAAAUGGAUGCAAAGACGUAGAAGUCUUUGAGAAAGAAACAUGGACUUUCAAAGGGACUCAUUCAGGUUACGCAGAGAUGGCUUUUGACCAGUGCUCUGUUGACAAAUUUUUUGGGAAGAACCAUGCCAGUGCAAAGAAGGUCAGAGAAUGUGCUAUAUUGCUAAAGGAAGAAGAAAAAAACUGUUUUACGGAAGAUGUUUUUUACAGAGCAGAGAUGAUGAAAAGUUUUGAUAAUGGUGCACCUGUGGACACUCACCACAAGAGAGAAAGCCAGGUUCAUGGAAUGAAGAUGGGUGGUCAUGGUCAUGAUGGUGUCGCAAUGCCAGUAAUGCACUGUGGUGAGAAUGGAAGCAGUCCAGCAUUUAAACAUUCAGAAGUAGCUGAAUGUUACUUCAAUCAGAUCACUGCCAAUUUAGAGCCAUACCAUGGCUUUAUGAAUGAGGUAGAUCAAUCAGUCAGAACUGGGGCUGUUGAUUCCCAGAAUAGUGGUUACUCACACCAUGAAUGCCUUGUAGAUCAAAGCUUUGAAUGUCUGUCAGGAGACAGUGUCAGAUCUUUGGAGUUUCCAGCACAGAAACCAAUGCACAGGCCAAGAGAAAACUCAUGUGUGUUCAAGCCAGACGUCAAAGUAGGUUCAAUGGAAAGAAAUCACGGAGAACGCAAACAGAAGAAAAGAGACCAGAACAAGACGGCAGCUUACAGGUAUCGUCAGCGUAAGAGGGCGGAGCAGGACUGCUUGGAGGAGGAGCUUCAUGAUUUGGAGGGGCGAAACAGGGAGCUACGAGACAAAGCAGAAUCCGUAGAGAGAGAGAUACAGUACGUCAAAGACCUCCUAAUUGAAGUCUAUAAGGCUCGAAGUCAGCGCUUGAAAGAGGAUUCCAGUGCCUAAAUCUGUUUUCACCACCAGCAUUAAAAGAUCAGCUCUUUCUGCAAGGACUUUCUAAUAGGAUCUGGCAGCAUGCUUUUGAUGUUCCAAGUAGUCGGCGAAGCUCAUGAAUUUCGUUCCUUUUUUUUUUCUGCUUAAUCACUGGAAGAGCAGGCCAUACGAUGUAACGAAGGACUUUAAAUGUCUUGGAGCACUGUGAUAAUAGCCUUGAGCUGUAACAACUCUAUUCUAACAAUAGCAUUAAAGAGAUUAUGCAUUCUAUGAACCAUUAUGAUUCCGUUGAGUUUUCAACUUUAUAUUACAUUGCUCUGUGCGAGUGAAAUUGUUUGUACCAAAACAAGAGGAACAACCAGCUACUCUACAUAUGCUAGCUCUGAAAUGUAUUUAUUGUGAUCAUGCUAAAGGGUGGGGCGUGGUACAGCUUAGUAAUACUUUUGACAAGAUAACAGCAAGUUAUUGUUAAUUUUGUAUGCUGUAACUAUAAAGAGCACUGUAAUGUUGAGUGGCCGAUCACGUCAUUUGCUUAUUUCAUUACCUUUUUUGUAUGUUCACAUUUUAUUUUAUGUCACAUUCAUAUUCUUGUACAUACUUUUUGAUUGUAGCUUAUGUACUAACGUAGGAUGCAGGAGACCUUUUUCAAUAACAAAAGCUUUUUUCAAUAACAUUGAAAAUACUGUACAUUAUCAACCAAUGUACUGUGGUUUAUAGCACAUGAGUAAGAUUAUAGACUUCUUGGUGACUUCACUGGCUCAGGUACUGAAUGCAUGUCCGAAAUACUGAAAAGCAUGUUGGGUUACGAAUUAACUGCAUGACCCAGUAUAUGACUGCUUUGUGCAUUAUGAUAGCAAGUAGACUUUAUUUCUGCCUUCAAUCCUCUUAUUGUUAUUUACUUGAUAACAUCAUGCACCAAAAAAUAUUUGCUUAAUUUCUGAGGCAUGGAACUGCAUCAGUUAGUCAGUAUGAGGGAUUUGUUUGCUUUCUUGUGCAGGUUUGCGGCAAACAAUCACUGUCAUUUGCUAAAGAAAAAAAAACCCUGUAGGCCUAAUGUCAUUUAUAUCUUUAAAUAUUCAGGUGCACAUUAGGCCUACUUUAUAAAUAAGCCAUGCCUAACAAAACUGAUUGCAACAUGAGCUCAUGCACAGUUAUUUCUGCAGGAAAGUCUGUGUGUGGUAACAUGUAUGUGUAUUGGAAUCAAAUGGCACAAUAAACGCAAACCAAAUUAA